Messenger RNA from Penicillium lagena, 771 nucleotides. RefSeq names its product N-terminal L-serine N(alpha)-acetyltransferase NAT4. Bases 1 to 771 code for a protein of 256 amino acids. Lineage: Eukaryota; Fungi; Ascomycota; Eurotiomycetes; Eurotiales; Aspergillaceae. Gene Ontology annotation, molecular function: histone H2A acetyltransferase activity; histone H4 acetyltransferase activity; protein N-terminal-serine acetyltransferase activity. The record is from RefSeq and is a predicted model, not a curated record. The transcript is spliced from 2 exons. Gene Ontology annotation, cellular component: nucleus.
AUGCCGUCCCCAACACCAGACAAAGUAACAAAGCUCAAGGCCAAACGGCCCUCGCGACGCGUCCGGCCGAGCAGGGUGAAAAGCUUGCCGCUAGUUGAACGUACCAAUGCCCUCACCAUCGAGGAGUUCAUCUCCCAUUACGUGGGCCCAUCCGCCAACACACCGGCAGCAUCAAAUGCGACGCGUCCAUCACCGCCCUCAGACGUGUACUCCGCCGCGAACAUCUCGAGACGCAAUCUAGAAGCAUGUCUCGACCUAGUCGAGCAAACCUCCGGCGCGGCCUACGCCGCGUCUAGCAUGGGCUGGUCCCGCAGCAAGAAGCGGCAGGAGAUGCAGCUUCCCGAUAUGAAGUUUAUAAUCAUAAGAGGAAAGGGAGCAGACACCGCCGCAUCCCCGAAUAACAACGACAAUGAUGCCGAUAAUGAUCAACCGUCUGCAACUGCCAAGGGUGAUCCGGUGCUAGGAUUUCUAUCAUUUAUGGUCACGUACGAGGACGGGAAAGAGGUUGUUUACUGCUACGAGAUCCACUUGUCGCCCGCAGCGCGAGGACGGGGGCUCGGGAGGGAGCUGAUGGAGCGCAUGGAGCGGAUUGGGCGCGCGGUUGGGGUGGAGAAGGCUAUGUUGACGGUUUUCGAGUCGAACGAGACGGCUUGUCGGUUUUAUUACCGGCUUGGAUACGAAAUUGAUGAGUACUCGCCUCAACCGCGCAGGUUGCGGAACGGGACGAUCAAGGCGGACUAUUUGAUUCUGUCCAAGAGGUUGAAGAAGUGA